Molecule: messenger RNA, 1679 nt
Organism: Penaeus vannamei (Pacific white shrimp)
Lineage: Eukaryota; Metazoa; Arthropoda; Malacostraca; Decapoda; Penaeidae
Source: RefSeq, a predicted model, not a curated record
CCACACGCUCGGGAUGCUCUUCAAGGCCGGCGGCGCCUUCACCCACUGCUGUUCUCGGCAGACCAGUUCGCUGACAGCCUUCAACCGGAAUCACCUGGACGCAUUCUGGCAGCGGUUUAGCCUCUUCUGUUUGAUGGCGCUCUGUUGGGUCACGGAAAUUCUCUCUUGGAAAAUUCACCCUCUGGAGAUGUGGAUCCUGACCGACAUCAUCAACUCCCUGCAAGGCUUCAUCGUGUUCGUGAUCUUCGUGACGAGUCGGAAGAAGCGCGAGAUUGUGAGUCACUCGUGGGAGGGCACCGUGUCCACCGUGUCCCAGGCGGCGAGGAAGCUCUCCCGUACGGACGAUACCGGCGUCGUGUGGCACGUGAGCGACGACCAGGUGUGCAUCUCCCACCCCGAAGGCUCGUCCUCGACCAGCAGCAAGCUCACCGAAGAACUGACUCCCGACUUGGGCGAGCGGCAGGACCGAGGGGGCGGCGACGGGGAGGCGUCAAGGGCGGGCGAGACCAAUCCAGGCUUCCAAAAAGCAGAUUGAAGCGGUUGUAAAGAUAUCAAAAUUCGUCUUUUAUGAAUGAAUGUGGAUACUGAAAUUAAGUUGUACGGCAGGUGAAAAAGUGCAUAAUUAUAAGGCGCAUUGAAGUUUAUUUUCAUAUUCGUUACAAGUAGUUGAUGUGGAAUGCGUGUUUGAAAGAUAUAAGUAAAUAUGCACAUGUGUUUGUGUGUGUUUUAUGUACUGAAUUUAUUAGUACAAAACUGGGGAGAAUAUUAUCCUAAGGCCACAUUUAUUAUUACACAAAAAUGAGUGAAUCAAGUAUUUCAUUGCAAAAUGGGACGUGCCAUUCUUGUGUGUUAAUGAAUUGUCAAAAGAACGAACCGGAGGAACUGAAAAAUGAUUUAAGUGUUAAGGAAAAUAAGGGAAGCAAAUGUGACAACAUGAAAGUUCAAGUAUUAAGCAGUGGGAAGCAUAGCAGAAACAAGAAUGCCUUCAGUGCGGUUGACGGCUGUGGCGACGAAAAAAGAAAACGGAGUUAGGGUGGCGGUACAAUAACUUUUUAAUGCCCACUCCCAAUACCCAGGCCAUUUUGUUAGCAAAUCUAAAACGGUACACUUUGGCGACGGCCCUGAGGAUGUCUGUGUGGUGACCAUCCGAUUUGUUUUAUGAAUGAAAGUGUGUUUAACUGAAAAUGUGAUGUGUACAUAAUCAAGCAUUUCUUUGAGAAAAAAGACUCAAAUUGAAAAUAUGUAUACUGUCUCAAAGAGAGAGAGAGAUUCCCAGAAAAAAUCAUCUAGUAUGACACGAGAAGCACUGAAACAUUAUUUUUUGAGAAAGAAAGUUAUUCUAUCGCAUUUUGGGAACGUCUGAUCUUAUUAUUGUCAUUAUAAUUAUCAUUAAUAAUAAUACCAUAAUCAUCAACUUUAUCACUGCUAUUGUUUCUACCAUUUGUUUAUCAUUGUUGGAAUUGUAUUAUCAUCAUUACGUCUUUUGUUAAUGACUUAUUAAUAACUGCCAUGAUUUUAAUGAUUAUGAUUAUUAAGAUCAUUGUCUUUGUUCUCACUACUGUUAUUAUGUUAUCGUAUAAUUAGCAUAACUGAUGUUGUAUUUGUGACUUUCAUUCAUCAAGUAAGACAUGUUAUGUGAACGCUAUUUCGUAUGAUAUAAAGACACUCAAAUUUAAAAA